CCUCGAGGUACACAUACAUGCAGAAAUCCUACUGCUCACCUCUCCGUUUUCCUUUCCUCCAUUCUCUUCAACAGUAGAUAUCAGCAAUGGCCGAACCACAGCCCUCUACCGUCCAAGAAGGCGCCACAGAUCCUCACGCCCCAACGGCCACAACCGAUGAUCGCAUAGCCGCCGCCGCACUCUCGACACUCGAUGCACAAGACGACAACGGUACUGGCAAGAAGGAGGUAGAUGGCAAGGCGCUGGACAAGGCUAUGAAGAACUUAAACGUCAAAAAUGCCAAGGCUGAAGAGAAGAAGAAUGUCAAGGUUGAGCCUGCUGAUGUCAACUUGCUGGUCAAGGAGCUUGAUUUGAGUAAGCAGAAAGCUACGGAUCUGUUGAAAACUUAUGAUGGGAGUGCGGUGAGAGCUAUGACUGCUUUUGUUACGGGAAAAGCCUGAAGCGCAAGACUUCCGAGAGACUGAACGCGGCCUCUGCAGGGACGUAGUCAGCACUGAACGUCACCUCUGGAGGUCUUCGAGACGGCAGUGUUGAUCACAGCUGGUGGAUGAGACAAGCAGCUGCAGCCUAUGGGGAAGACUUUGCAGCGACUGGAUAUACGAGUGCUUGUCCACUUCAAGCCUCGAUCCAACUCGCAAGCCUUAUUGAAGCUUUUCAACGUCAGACGGAACACACCAUGUCAGUGCGAUAGAUUGAUAUCAUUACACUUGUUC
Messenger RNA from Macroventuria anomochaeta, 713 nucleotides. RefSeq lists its product as uncharacterized. Lineage: Eukaryota; Fungi; Ascomycota; Dothideomycetes; Pleosporales; Didymellaceae. The transcript has 2 exons. The record is from RefSeq and is a predicted model, not a curated record. The coding region runs from base 87 to 440 and encodes 117 amino acids. Gene Ontology annotation, biological process: negative regulation of apoptotic process; protein stabilization.